Molecule: messenger RNA, 1584 nt
Organism: Trichoplax adhaerens
Lineage: Eukaryota; Metazoa; Placozoa; Uniplacotomia; Trichoplacea; Trichoplacidae
Exons: 11
Coding region: 1-1584 (527 amino acids)
Biological process (GO): sodium ion transmembrane transport
Cellular component (GO): membrane
Source: RefSeq, a predicted model, not a curated record
AUGUGCUUUCGUAAUUUUUCUUGCUUCGAUUUUUCCUGUAUAAUAACCUAUCAUGCCUUAGAUCCGGAAAAACAACCUGAAAAAUCUGAAAAGAAAGAGUUAGAUGAUGCUUUAUCCAGUGAAAUAGAAGAUGUUAAAAACGAUCAAAAUCAAAUUUAUUGGGGCAACUGGUUUGAAUUUAUUUUGUCAUGUGUUGGAUACGCUGUCGGCUACAGCAAUGUACUUCGUUUUCCUUAUAUCUGCUACAAGCAUGGAGGAGGCGCAUUUAUAAUCCCAUACUUUGUAUCUGUCAUACUUAUUGGUAUUCCAACACUUCAUAUGGAGCUUGCCUUAGGACAGUAUUCAAGAAUGGGUCCUGGUACACUAUGGAAGAAUAUAUGUCCUAUGUUUAAAGGUCUUGGUUUUGCAAUGAUUGCCUCUUGUAUUGUUAUUGUAAUCUAUUUCCAUAUCGUUAUUGCCUGGUCGCUUUACUACUUUUAUAGCAGCUUCUUUCCUAUACUUCCAUGGGCAGAAUGCAAUAACACUUGGAACACUGCUCUCUGCUAUGUAGCAGGCACCAAUAACACAAUUGCUGGUGGCGUUCCAGCUUCCAUUGAAUUUUUAAACUAUAGGGCAUUCAAUAUUGAUGUAAGCGGCUUACUUCAUUACGAUAUUGUUCCACAUCUGGCAAUAACGCUGUUAAUUGGCUGGGUUAUCACUUACUUUGCUAUGUGCAUGGGAAUUGAAUCUUCAGGAAAGGUUGUCUACUUCAGUGCAACAGUGCCCUAUGUUAUGUUAAUUGCAUUGCUCGUUCGAGCCUUAACAUUGCCAGGUGCCGAUGUUGGUAUAAAACAGUUAUUCGUUCCCGAAUGGAAGAAGUUAGGGACAUUAUUGCCAUGGGUAGACGCAUUAGGGCAGGUCUUAUCUGCGAUUGGUAUAGGUUAUGGUGCUAUUAUCACCUUAGGAAGUUACAAUCGUCGUGAUAAUAAAGUCCACAGAGAUGCCGUUUAUAUCUGCUGUAUUACAAGUUGUACAAGUAUAUUAUCAGGUAUUAUAUGUUUCGCUGUACUUGGAUAUAUGUCGAAAAUUACAGGAACUCCAAUUAAAUCCCUGGUUCAAGAAGAAAUUGUCUUGGCAUUUAUUGCUUAUCCAGAAGCUAUUGCUCAAUUGCCUAGCCCUCAUUUUUGGGCUAUUGCCUUCUUCUUCAUGUUACUUUUGCUUGGUAUGGAUAGCAUUUACGGUAUGGUCGAAGUCAUGAUCACAUCCGUCGUACGAUUAUCCCGGGGUAAACUAGAUAAUAAGAAACCGUUCGUUAUGGCAGGGAUUGCAAUCGUUCUUUAUCUUGUUGGCCUUCUUUUUGCUACAAGAGCAGGCUUAUUUUGGCUUAUCGUCGUUGAUACUAAUAAUUCUGGGCCGAUAGUACUUGGGUUAACAUUAUUUGAAGUACUCGCUGUUUCGCUAUGUUACGGUGCUGAUCGAUUAGCGGAUAAUGUAGAAGAUAUGACUGGAAUUAGGCCUAAUUACUACUGGAUCAUAACCUGGAAGUUUAUUUGCCCACUCGGUUGUACUGUAAGUAUUUUUAUGGUUGUUUUAAGUUCUAUUUGA